Molecule: messenger RNA, 1189 nt
Organism: Cuscuta campestris
Lineage: Eukaryota; Viridiplantae; Streptophyta; Magnoliopsida; Solanales; Convolvulaceae
Source: the annotation of a GenBank genome assembly
ACUAAUUUUUACAAGUCAUUCAUCUCUCUCUAGUCUCCACCCUCUAAAAUAUGGAGAGAAAAGUUUGCAGGAUUUGAAACAAAAUAUUGAUAGAAGAUUUUAUCAGUGGGCGGCCCAAAGGAACUAGUUAAAAAAGUCCGGGUCAGGUGCGCACGAGAGAUGCUGGAGCAUGGGCCGGCCCACGACACGGAGCCCAGUCUACAUAAACAGAGACAGGCUGGCAGAGCCGGGCUAGAGGAGAAGACGGAGCUGGAUGGCGAAGAUGGAGCCGGAAAAAACACGCGGUCGGCCCGCAAAGGCGACCUGAGGGAGAUGCUCAAGGAAAGGAGAGGAGAAUCCACUGCGACCUCCACAAUCGGCUCGGAGGAACGACGAAAGGCGGUCGAGGACAAGGAAGCAGCUGAGUUGUGGAGGAUGUAUGAGCGAUUGGAGAGGCGGCUGGACGCCCAGAACCCCUAUUGCCAGGCGGUCUUUAGCGAGGUAACGCCCUUCUCCAGGAGAAUAAUGUCCUGUCCUCUCCCGGACAACUUUAAGACCCCACAGGUCAAAGCAUACAACGGGACGACUGAUCCCCAGGAUCAACUUGCUCGCUUCAGGGCAAACGUAGUCAUGUAUGCGUACCCUGAAGAGAUUAAGUGCCGAUGCUUCCUAGCGACACUGGAAGGGCAAGCUUGUGAGUGGUUCCAUAAGUUGCCCAAGGGAUCAAUAGACAGGUGGAGCGACCUGGCCCACAAAUUCUUGGAGCACUUCGCAUCCAGCCGGAGGCAAAAGCUCCCCUUCUCGCAUCUGCUUAAUGUGAAAAUCUGGAAGGGGGAGCAACUCCGGGAAUUCAUCAAUAGGUGGGAGAAAGAGGCUAAAGACACCCAAGGGGCGGACGACCAUGCCCUGAUCGCUAUGCUCCAAGCGGCACUCCCCCAAGGGGAUGUGCGCAAGGAGCUGUGACGAAACCCGCUCUCGACCUAUCAAGAGAUGCUGGCAAGAGCGAAGUACCUGGCGUUGGAAGAGGAAGAUGACAAACCACCCGUCCGGAAGGAAAAGAAAAGUGGACCACCGGUGGCAAAAGAAAAGAAGAGGAAAGACUACGGUAGGGGGGCCGAACCCUACCGGAUAUCAGGUGAACAGACAUCCCGUCCACGCGAUGCAGUCCUUACCCGCCCCUCCCUGUAGUCAAGAAAGCUAUGGCAUUCAG